AUGGAUAACAACAACCCAAGUAAUCAGCCCACUGUUCCGGACGGAUGGUUGGCAAAAUUUGAUGGUAAUUAUAAAACAUGGUACUAUGUUGAUUUGAAUUCUAAGAAAUCUCAAUGGGAGGCACCGCUGGGAACAAAAUUCGGCUCUGGUGGAGAUGUACCCCCACCACCAUACAGUCCAUCGAGUCUGGAGCAACAGGGUAUGCCAGGUAAAGCAGCUCAGCAAAAUGGCUCGAAUUCUGAUCAGCGAACUGGAGUGCCUCAAUAUGGUGGUGGCUAUGGAGGAGGUCCUCAAUAUUAUGGGGGUGCUCCAGCUCCAGCACAGCCAUAUGGAGGUUAUCCUCAGCAGGGAUAUCCUCAGGCAGGAUACCCAAUGGCUCAACCUCAACAAGGAUAUGGUGGUUAUCAAACACAGCAAUCUGGAAGAAGAUUUGGAGCCGGUGGUAUGGCUAUGGGUGUCGGAGGUGGUUUGCUUGGUGGUAUGCUUCUUGGAGAUAUGCUUGGACAUCUGCAAAUGGAUGCCUAUCAAGAUGGUUACCAGGAUGGCUACGGUGGAGGUGGCGACUACGGCGGAGGUGGUGACUACGGCGGAGGUGGUGACUUCGGGGGUGGUGAUUUUGGAGGUGGUGGCUUUUAG
Molecule: messenger RNA, 636 nt
Organism: Priceomyces carsonii
Lineage: Eukaryota; Fungi; Ascomycota; Pichiomycetes; Serinales; Debaryomycetaceae
Gene: IFU5
Product: WW domain-containing protein IFU5
Exons: 1
Coding region: 1-636 (211 amino acids)
Molecular function (GO): protein binding
Source: RefSeq, a predicted model, not a curated record